AUGGGGCCGAAGGGGGCGCAGGCUCUUCUGUCUCCGCCGCCCGCCCCGUCGGGGGAUGCCCGCCUUGCCCGCUCCAGGAGGUCCUCCGAGCCCCCGAACCUCGCCUGGGUUCAGGGCUGCUCUGACCCAGCUGGGCACCGAUCCCGAGGACCAGCUGCCGGCUGGGCUGCUCCCUCGGGACGCAAAGUGGUGGUGAAGGUGGAGCCGGAGGAGGAGCUGCGCAUCGGGUGCCCCCAGGACCCGUCCGAAGCAGAGAGGGAGCCGCCUCCUGGCUCCCCGGCAGGGAUCAAGCCGGAGGUGGUCAUUAAGGUGGAGCCCGAGGACGACUCGUAUGCAGAAGACCCUUGGGACUACAGCGGCGGGGAAUCCAGCGAUGACACAGACUCCUCCGACAUCCGACCUGACGUUAUUGUGAAGAUGGAGCCAGAGGAGGAGGAGGAGGAGGAGGAAGACUUUGGGUGCCCCCCGGGAGAGAUAGGAAGAGGAGCUUCACAUGGCACCCUUCUCAUGGUACGGUGUGUGAAGCUGGUCUGGGACCGUAAUAAAUUUCAUUUCAUUUUAAAGCUCUUGUCUUGCCCUUUCCCUUCCUCACCACCAGAUGGCGACAUCCAGCCGAGUCAGAGGAGAGCGGAAGCAGCCGCCGCCGCCUCCCAGAGCGUCCGCAGCGGCAAGGGCAGUGGCAGCCAAUGGGCAAAGCAGGCUGGCCCAGAGCAGAAGAAACCGCCUGCCCCCGGAGGCUCUGGCAGCCCUCGGGAGAAGCCCCGUCCUCGGACCCCGCCGGACCCUGCCGGCACCCCCGAGGGAGCGCGGCGCCCAAAGAGCCACGCGGCCUGCGACCGCCCCUUUGCCUGCAGCAUGUGUGGCAAGCGGUUCCAGCACCGGGGCAACCUGGUGACGCACUUGCGGGUGCACACGGGGGAGAAGCCCUUCCCGUGCUCCGAGUGCGGGAAGAGCUUCAGCCAGAAGGGGGACCUGAUGCGGCACCUGCGCAUUCACACGGGCGAGAAGCCCUUUGAGUGCACCGUGUGUGGCAAGAGCUUCUGCUCCAAGCAGACCUUCGUGCUGCACCAGCGCAUCCACACGGGCGAGAAGCCCUACUCGUGCGCCGACUGCGGCAAGGCCUUCAACCGCAAGGCCAACUUCGUCACGCACCAGAAGAUCCACCGCGGCGAGCGGCCCUUCGUCUGUGGCGAGUGCGGGAAGGGCUUCUGCGCCAAGAAGACUUUCAUCCUCCACCAGAAGAUCCACGUGGGGGACCGCCCCUUCGGCUGCUCCGAGUGCGGCAAGAGCUUCAGCCGCAACGGGGACCUGACCCGCCACCAGCGCAUCCACACGGGCGAGCGGCCCUUUGCGUGCGGCGAGUGCGGCAAGUGCUUCAGCCACAACGGGGAGCUGAUCAAGCACCAGCGCAUCCACACGGGCGAGAAGCCCUUCGAGUGCACGGCCUGCGGCAAGAGCUUCAACCGCAAGAGCACCCUCAUCACCCACCAGCGCAUCCACACGGGCGAGCGGCCCUUCGUCUGCGGCGAGUGCGGCAAGACCUUCAACCUCAAGACCACCCUCAUGAAACACCGGCGCAUCCACACCGGCGAGAGGCCCUUCACCUGCCUCGAGUGCGGGAAGAGCUUCAAGUACAAGGGGAACCUGCGGACGCACCACCUCACCCACACGGUCGAGCGCGUCUACCCCUGCACCGAGUGCGGCGCCGUCUUCGGGCAGCGCAAGGAGCUCAAGGCGCACCAGGCGGCGCACGCCGAGAGCCGGCUGCUGCCGUGCUACGGAGACGACGGGGGGAACCUGAACCCCUUCCUGCAGGUGCACCCCCUGCUGCUCACCUGCUCGCCCAUGGAGACCCUGGCAAAAUUCAAACAGGAGGCGGGCUUCACAGACCCUUAGCAGGACCCAAGGGGAGAGAGAGAAGGGGCUGUUUUAAUUUAUCGGUUAAGCGGGCAGCUGGAGGACCUCCUGGCCCCGGAGAUCUCGCAGGGGUUGGCGCCCAGAGACGGGCAGAUGAACGGAGCAGAGGAAACUUCCCUCUUUUGUGGGGCGCCCGGGCCGUGGGUCUGCAAAUGUUGGCUAUGGGCCACGUCUUCAGGACAAAGCUGUAACUGCAGGCCUUGCCCCAGCGGACUGACAGCUGUCUGUUAACGUCUUCCUCGCUGUAGCAAACAGGAGCUAUUGCAGCUUGGUUGGUUCCCAAACUCUCGGAGAGUUUGUGAGCAGCGAUGUACUUGCCCCGUGGGGGACGCAGAGGGCGGGCUAGGGGGAUUUUGCUUGGGUCGGUGGUUUUAUCAAGGGCGGGGGGAAGAGGAGGGUGUGUGUGAAUCGGGAUGAUAAAUUGAUAGGCUCGUUUCAAAUUCGUUAAUGUUUUUUAAUAGCUCGAAUACUAGGUUUGAGUCGCUUCGAGGAAAUGUUCGUUUGUGUGUACAUCAGAAGAUUAAAGUGGUGGUUGAAGGACAAGCAGUAGAGUGACAGAAAAGGUAGCAAAAACUCCCCUCUUCCCCCCUCCCCUGGUACAGUUUUUGAGAUAGCUGAAAGCAAAUAAACCUACGAUGACUAAAUCGAAA
Molecule: messenger RNA, 2567 nt
Organism: Lacerta agilis (Sand lizard)
Lineage: Eukaryota; Metazoa; Chordata; Lepidosauria; Squamata; Lacertidae
Product: zinc finger protein 436-like
Exons: 5
Coding region: 1-1896 (631 amino acids)
Biological process (GO): regulation of transcription by RNA polymerase II
Cellular component (GO): nucleus
Molecular function (GO): RNA polymerase II cis-regulatory region sequence-specific DNA binding; DNA-binding transcription activator activity, RNA polymerase II-specific
Source: RefSeq, a predicted model, not a curated record